AUGGUCCGGAGAAACAAAUUGAUCGGAAUCUGUGCCGUGGUGUUGGUAGCAGUUUUGGGACUUACGCUGGGGCUGGUGUUCGGGCUGCAGAGCGACGACGAUGGAGACGAUGCACAACGCUCUUUUAAAAUCGACUAUGACCGGGACACGUUCGUGAUGGACGGUAAGGACUUCCGGUAUGUCUCCGGGUCGUUCCAUUACUUCCGCACGCUGCCCGAAACGUGGCGCACGAAGCUGCGCACGUUGCGUGCCGGCGGUUUGAACGCCGUCGACCUGUACGUCCAAUGGUCCUUGCACAACCCGCGAGACGGUGUGUACAACUGGGAGGGCAUCGCGAACGUUACGGACGUCAUCGAGGCGGCCAUCGAGGAGGACUUGUACGUCAUUCUCCGACCGGGGCCGUACAUUUGCGCUGAGAUCGAUAAUGGCGGUUUGCCGUACUGGCUGUUCAACAAGUACCCGGGCAUUGCUGUGCGUACCAGCGACGCCAACUACAUGGCCGAGGUGAAACAUUGGUACACGGAGCUGAUGGGCCGCAUGCAACCGUACAUGUACGGAAACGGUGGUCCGAUCAUUAUGGUGCAGAUUGAGAACGAGUACGGUGCGUUUGGGAAAUGCGACAAGACGUAUCUGAACUUCCUCAAGCAGGAAACGGAGCAGUAUGUCCAGGGGAACGCGGUCCUGUUCACCGUCGAUCGGCCGUACGAUGACGAGAUCGGUUGUGGACAAAUCGACGGUGUGUUCAUUACGACCGACUUCGGACUGAUGACGGAGGCCGAGGUGGAUACGCACGCGGCCAAGGUUCGCUCGUACCAACCGAAGGGUCCACUGGUGAACACCGAGUUCUACACGGGAUGGCUUACGCACUGGCAGGAGUCGAACCAGCGCCGCUCGGCGGAACCACUUGCCGUAACGCUUCGCAAGAUGCUGAGGGAUGGCUGGAACGUCGACUUCUACAUGUACUUCGGGGGCACCAACUUCGGGUUCUGGGCGGGUGCUAACGAUUGGGGUCUCGGUAAGUACAUGGCCGACAUCACGUCGUACGACUAUGACGCACCGAUGGACGAAGCGGGCGAUCCGACGAUGAAGUACAUCAUCUUCCGGGACAUUAUUGCAGAGUAUAUCCCACUCGCCGUGUUGCCUGUCCCCGAGCGAGCGCCGAAAAUGGUGCUUCAAUCGUUCCCGCUGACGGUCGUUGACUCGAUUCUUUCCGAGCGCGGACGGCAGAUUCUCGGCGUUGAGGCGAACAACAAGGAAGGCAAGCUGCUCACGUUCGAGGAGCUGAACCAAAACUCGGGCUUCGUGCUGUACGAAACAACACUGCCGAAGCUGACACGUGACCCUAAUUUGCUCACUAUCAACGGACUCCGUGAUAGGGCACAGGUGUAUCUGAACCAGUUCUACGUGGGAACGGCGUCGCGAGAAAACGCCAUCAACGCACUACCGCUGACCGCUGGCUACGGAUCACAGCUGUCGAUUCUCGUUGAGAACCAAGGGCGUAUCAAUUUCGAUAUUCUCGAUGACUACAAGGGCAUUUUGGAUAACGUCACAAUUCAAACGUUCGCUGAGCCGUACACCCAGUCCUUGGAGUCGUGGACCGUCACGGGAUAUCCGUUCGAUGACUACAGCAAGGUGCAACAGUUCGUUGACAGUGUCACCGGGGGAACCGGAGCGAACGAUCGUGGAAUGGCCAUGAAUGGUCCGGUCGUGCUGAAGGCGGUCUUCGACGUACCGGCGACCGAAAUUCACGACACGUACAUCAACAUGGACGGUUGGGGCAAGGGUUUUGUUUUCGUGAACGGAUUCAACCUUGGACGUUACUGGCCAGUGAUUGGACCGCAGGUCACCUUGUAUCUGCCGAAGGAGCUGCUGAAGGCGAAGGACAACACAAUCGUGGUUGUGGAGCAACAGAAGCUGCCAACGGACCUUACGCUGAAUUUCUCCGAUGUUGCCAUUUUGGACGAGGCCUAAUAAUGGAACUGUGCCAAUGGUUCUCUAGUGCUCUAUGCUCUG
Molecule: messenger RNA, 2013 nt
Organism: Anopheles coustani
Lineage: Eukaryota; Metazoa; Arthropoda; Insecta; Diptera; Culicidae
Product: beta-galactosidase-like
Exons: 7
Coding region: 1-1971 (656 amino acids)
Biological process (GO): carbohydrate metabolic process
Cellular component (GO): vacuole
Molecular function (GO): beta-galactosidase activity
Source: RefSeq, a predicted model, not a curated record